Molecule: messenger RNA, 1107 nt
Organism: Moesziomyces aphidis
Lineage: Eukaryota; Fungi; Basidiomycota; Ustilaginomycetes; Ustilaginales; Ustilaginaceae
Source: the annotation of a GenBank genome assembly
AUGGCCUCCGUCAUCACGGUACAUCGUUUGCCUGUUCCAACUGGCUCAAGAGUAGAUUUUGGUGCCCAGCUGUGCAAUGCGGACCUCGAAAACGUAUCUGCCGCAGACUUUGACGUGAUCCGCGAUGCGCUCUACACGCAUCAGCUCGUUAUAUUCAAGGAUCAAGCGAGGCUGUCGCCCAAGGCACAGUAUCAGCUGACAAGGCUCUUUGAUCCUAAAUCGGACAUGUAUGGACAUGGGGAAGUCGUUGGAGCCAAGAGCGUGCUUCAUCCCGACCUCAAGACCAUACCGCAUCAGCCUCAAGUGCAGGUGAUCGGUAAUGGCCCCGUCGCCAGCUUCGAAGGACUUGAAGAGAUACAGCUCAAGCACCCGCAUCACCGAACCUUCCAUCGCCAUCCAAUUCCGGAGCGAGAGGACCGCAUUGCAACCAGAUUCUACCGAUGGCAUAUCGACGCUGCGCUCUACGGUCUCGAUCCACCCAAGGUGACUACUUUGCUUGCCGUCAAAGUGCCUAAGACCGAGCGCCAACUCCUCCGCUACGACGAUGGCAGCGGAGACGUGCUCUCGGUGCCCCGAGGCUCCACGGUCUUCGCAAGUUCUUACCGGAUGUACGACUUGCUGAGCGAGGACGACAAGAAAUUCGUGCGUGGGACGAAAGUGUCUUAUGCGCCGCAUCCCUACACGUGGAUGGCGGAUGCGAAAUCGCGCUCCGACGGGCUCGGCCUCGUAUCUGAAGGCUUAGAACUGGAUCGUUCAACCCUUCCGGAGGUCGAUGACCGCGAGAUCAAGAUCUACCCUAUGUGCUGGAAGAAUCCGAAAACCGGCAAAUUGGCGCUGCAGGUGCACCCCUCUGCUGUACAGGAACUUCAUCUUGAGGAUGGCAGUGUGAUCGACGAUCUCGAGCAGGUGCGCAAUAUCGUUCAUAGGCUGCAAAGGCCAGGCAUUGCGCCUGAUCUCGUGUAUGCUGUCGACUGGGACGAGGGCGAUCUGGCGCUGUUCAACAAUCACGGAGUGUUGCACUCUGUCACUGGAUCCUUCCUGCCAGAAGAGGUUCGAAUCUUCCGACAGUGCAACCUCGCCGCCAGCGAACCUCCUCUCGAGCCGUGA